UCACACGAACAACUUUAAAGGCAUUUCUACCAAGGGAAUACCUCAGCUAUGUUUAACACUGAAAAUAUUCUUAUAAACAAUUGCAAAACUUAUUUCGAUCUGACAUUACGCAAGACUGCACUUUUCAUCGCAUUUGUUUGUCAAUGAUCGUGGAUCAUCAAGAUGGCAGGACGGAAUAAAGUGUUGCUGGCCGUGAUUGCUGCUAUCGUACUCUGUCUGACGCUUGAACCCAUACCGCCGGAGCUAGACAGCCCUUGGCAGUUGAAGAUGGCCUCCAGAGUAGUUGAUUAUGGACUCUUCUACAGUGAAGUCGUGCACAACCUCGUUCCUGCCCUGCCAGCCCGUCUAGCGUUGUGGAUAGAAAAAUGCAUCUACUCUGUGAUCCCUCUCGUGGCCGUGAAUGUAACGACUACGGACGCCGUGUUCGAUGGAGUACGAGUGCGCAUCUUCGACUAUGACUUCAAAGGCGCCACCAGAACAUCUGGGGAGCCGACGCUUCGCCCAGCGAUUGUCUUCUUCCAUGGGAGUGGCUUCAUGAUGAUCAAUUUGGGUAACUUUGGUGAUUUAAAUGGAAGUGGGCACAUAUUGCAGGUUGCAUUUCAGCAUAAUGCAGCAUCAUGAAAAUAUUACAUUUGAGCUGAACACAAGAAGUCAUGUUUUUCAAGUCAAGUUUCAUCCAUAAGAAAAAGUUUGUUAUACACUUUGACCUCUAUUAAGUGUCCAAGGACUUUACCUUGGGCAAAGUAAUGUUGGUCUUGUUUUCCUAUAUUUGAUAAUGGUUACACCAGGGGUAAAACUUGUGAAAUGCAGCAAACUUUCAGGAGGCAACAACACGUGACUUCAUAUUGCUACUUUGUUUUGAUACUUUCUUACUCUAAUACUUGCAUAGUUCUGAAUGCUUCAAAGAAUAUUAAUCUCUUGAUUAAAUUCAACUAAAAUUAGAAGACGAAUCUUUUCCCUUCGUUUGUAGGUGUGAAACAAAAAUUGAUAGCUUCCUCUAUUAUGCUCUGUCAGAUUCCUACCACAGUCAGACUGCGCAUAUAGCAAAAAAAUUCCACGUGAUGCUGAUAUCUGUUGAGUAAGUGUUAAAGGAGAUUUUUAAAAAGAGAAACAAAUCAGAUUCUAAACUUACUUUUGAUUUCCCACCACGUCCAUCUCCUUUAAUUUACAUAUCGGAGGCAUUGAUCUAUUUGCAAUAGCUAAAACAAAUUACAGAAGGUUAAUUCAUUUUAUCAUUUGUACCGAACAGAUAUCGUCUGGCACCCAAACACCGCUUCCCUGCCGCCAUCGAUGACUGCACAGUGGCUACCAUAUGGUUCAUGCAGCGCGCCCUUGCCUUCAACGUUGAUCCCACCAGAGUUGCAGUCAUGGGCGAUAGCGCCGGGGGCAACCUGGCGGCCGCCGUGGCGCAGCGAUUGACCUUUGACCAAAAGUACGAGAGCCUACCAAGGUUGAAGCUCCAGAUUCUCAUCUACCCGAUGCUUCAGGCGUUCGACUUCCAGACUCCGUCCUACCAGCAGAACGGAGAUUACACCAGCGUAAUCAUGAACAGGCGAUACACGGUCAUGGCGGCCGACAACUAUAUGAACGGUAACUCCAGCCUGGACUUCAAAAUGAGGACAAACCUACACACCUCGCGAAGCGCCAAAGCCUCUCCUUUGGUGAGGAAAUGCUUGUCGCACGAUCUCAUCCCGGACGAGUUCAAACAGACGAGCUACGAGUCACCCUCAACCGACUUCGGGGAUGAAGGCAUCUACAGGGAGAUCAAAGACGUUCUCUUGGAUCCAGACUACGCUCCUCUCAUGCGAGAAGACCUAACAGGACUCCCAGAGGCGUACAUCCUGACUGCCGAGUAUGACGUCUUGAGGGAUGACGGCAUCAUGUAUGCAAAACGACUGGAGAAGGCUGGAGUGCCGGUCACUUGGAAGCACUACCGGCGAGGCUUUCAUGGGAUGUUUGGCGCAUUAUUUGGCUCUCCGACUGAAAAACUCGGACAGUUGGAUUUCGCUGCAUUUUUAAAAAGGCGUCUUUGAACAACUAAAGUAGUCACAGUGCUUUCUGUCUGUAUAUUUAAUUUUCUUGUUUCAAAAUUGAAAAGUAGCUCCUGAACCAUUAAAUGUUUGGAGGGAGAAACGAGUUUCCUUUUAUGUCAACAACUUAACUAAAUGUACUGUCCCACAGUUUAAUAUAUUGUGUUGAUGACAUUUUAAACAGUAUAAACAUAGUUUCCAAGUCCAAUCUUCGUAAGCAUUCGCCUGAAAGGUGUUUUCUUCGAACACUGCAGACUGUGAAAACGGCCGGUUGACGGAAGUUGAAGCAGGCUUGAAGUGGGAGUUUUCGAUAUCUGCAGCAAAGAUUUAUCAAAAGACAUCCUAGAUGUUAUUACGAAUUCGAGGCUGAGUCCCGUGGUUAGCAAAAUGUCACGAACCAAUUUACCCUGAGACAAUUUCGUAAAUUCACGAACUCUAUUAAACGAACUCUGGUUUGUUGCAUCACAGAGGAACACAGCUAGCUCUAUGGUUGUAUCCACUAACGCAUUGUUAAGGCUGGUUCAUGCUUGAGGUGAAAGCGACAUUGGAGCAGAUUCGACGGCGCAAAACACUUGAAGCGAAAAUUUCUUUAGUUGAAAUGUGUUUAGCUUUGCGAAUUCAAAGCACCUAUAUUUGAUGCGACCUUAUAAUUUUGCGUUAGCGUUCAGUUUUGCGCCACGCGGACUUCAAAUUUUUCCUUCUUUGCUCUCGAUACAUGGCCGAUUAAUUAUUGUAAAAGUCCGCCCCCGGCCAAUCGCUCAGGCGUGGCGGUCCGUCCUCCAUCGAAGGAGGAAUUGGAGGCCGAAUCGGGGGCAGGAAAAAGGAACGGAGAGAGACAGGCGGACGACAGGAAUUACUGGAGCUUCACACUUGUAUGGGGAUUAGCCCAUUGCUUCAAACAAUACUCUCCAACCAAAAAAUACAGUCAUACACCGAGACUAAAUGCCACACUGAAAACACGAGUUGGUCAUCUUGCACCGAAAAUUCGUCAAUUUGAGAAAUAACAUUAGCCUUUUUAAGAACUAAUUUUUACAUUUAAAAACUGAUCAGAUGUCUUUUGACAAAUCGAUGUUUUUGAAAUACUAAUCUAUUUUUUUAGAUUCAAAUUUUGUUCAAACAAAUGUUGCUGUGAGACCAAUUAGUUUUGAUCAGAUUUACUUAUCAGCUUUGUCACUAAAUGUUUGAACGACGAAUUAAAAUGUGAGUGACAAAUUAGGUGACCGGUAAUUAAAUGCUAGAAUAUUAAUUCCAUGUGAUUAUCAAAAGCCGUUUCCAGCCGAACGAGUCUAUGUCCCUCCUUCUGAUAUUAAUGAAAUGGUCUGAUUGAGGUAGGUCUAAAAAUACAUUUUAACCGUUUAUCUUUUCUAACUUCAGCAUUAUUUGGUCUUAAUUGAACAUACUUUAUGAUUAAACUCGGUGUCGAGAUGUCGAAAAAUGCAUGCAUUUGAUGACGCACGUCAGUUCAAUGCUGUCCGAGUUCCAUGUACGGACUAGCCUAACGUGCCGUGAUCGUUUAGGUAGCGUACAGGGCUCGGUUGGGUGGUCUGCUCCGUAUCAAUUGCCGGUCACAGACUCGACUAUGCUGUUGCACUCGUAAACAUUUAUUUUAUGCAUAUGGAUGAAAAUUGGAUGCUUCAACGAAUGGAUAUACCUAUGCAGGCCGAGCAGACAUCCAAGACCGA
This is a messenger RNA of Acanthaster planci (crown-of-thorns starfish), 3712 nucleotides long. Its product is annotated as neutral cholesterol ester hydrolase 1-like. The record is from RefSeq and is a predicted model, not a curated record. Gene Ontology annotation, molecular function: carboxylic ester hydrolase activity. Gene Ontology annotation, cellular component: membrane. Lineage: Eukaryota; Metazoa; Echinodermata; Asteroidea; Valvatida; Acanthasteridae.